CCGGCCGGAUGCAGAAGACGGACUGAUGUACCGCUCCGGCUGCGGGAGGCUGGAGGUGCCGGCGGUGCCCCGGCGGCGUAUCGGGCACCUCUGUGGAAAACGCAGGCGGAGAGCUCGGCCCGGCCGCCGGGGAUGGUGAGGAGAUUGUAGAAUGGAACGUCUGGAUAAAACAAUCAAUAGCUACCUGGAUGUUUGGCUUGGACCCAGAGAUCCCAGAGUAAAAGGAUGGCUUCUUCUGGAAAAUUAUACACCUACCUUUAUCUUCUCAGUCUUGUACUUACUAAUCGUAUGGCUAGGACCAAAGUACAUGCGGAACAAACAACCGUUCUCAUGCAGGGGGAUUCUAGUGGUCUACAACCUUGGACUCACACUGCUUUCUCUGUAUAUGUUUUAUGAGUUGGUGACAGGAGUAUGGGAGGGAGGAUACAAUUUCUACUGUCAGGACACACGCAGUGGAGGUGAAGCUGAUAUGAAGAUCAUACGUGUCCUCUGGUGGUAUUAUUUCUCCAAACUCAUUGAGUUCAUGGAUACCUUCUUUUUCAUUCUGCGGAAAAAUAAUCACCAGAUCACUGUCCUGCAUGUCUAUCACCAUGCAACGAUGCUGAAUAUUUGGUGGUUUGUUAUGAACUGGGUGCCUUGUGGUCACUCUUAUUUCGGUGCCACACUGAACAGCUUUAUCCAUGUCCUCAUGUACUCCUACUACGGAUUGUCGGCUGUUCCAGCGAUGCGUCCUUAUCUGUGGUGGAAGAAGUACAUCACUCAGGGGCAGCUGAUUCAGUUUGUCCUGACAAUCUUCCAGACCAGCUGUGGUGUUGUUUGGCCAUGUGCAUUUCCUCAGGGGUGGCUGUAUUUCCAGAUUUUUUACAUGAUUUCUUUGAUUAUCCUCUUCACAAAUUUCUACAUUCAGACUUACAACAAGAAGGCAUCCUCGAGGAGGAAAGAGUAUCAGAAUGGCUCUACAGCCACUGUGAACGGGUACACAAACAGCUUUUCUUCCCUUGAGAACAAUGUGAAACAAAGAAAACAAAGGAAGGAUUGAAGACCAAACUGAAAAACCAUUUUGAUAACCCCAACAACAAAAUCAUCUGAUUGUAAAAGCACAAUAAGAGUUGUGCACUAAUACUCUAAUGGCUACUGUAACUAUUCCUGCCUAGAAUAGUGUGACUUAUGUAGGACUUAACCAGUGCAAACACCCUAGAAACUGUAUACAGAACAUAAGAGUAGGUUGAAGUUUAAAAAUAAUUCUGGGCUGUCACUGACCCCGCUAUAGACUGUGGAAGGGAGUGUUAUUGUAGUAUAUGACACUGCUGUUGCCUUACUAGUCAAUACGAUAGGUGCUGAAUUAUGAUUCACAAUUUGAAAACACUGUAAUCUAAACUCCAUUUUUUUUACUGUAGAUCAUGCAUGUGAUUGUAGAGGUAAUUUGUAUGAUGCUGGUUUCAGUAGUUAAACACACAUGCCUUAAAUUAAAAAGCAGGGCCCAAAGCUUACGACUGGUUUAAAAAUUAGGGUAUGUUUCAACUUUUCAGUUGACUGACUUUUUAUUAAAAAGUCGUGUAGAAGAAUCCAUGAUCAUUUUACUGGUCUGUAUGUGAUACACAGUGUUAGGUAUCUCUUACGUGAUACAGUGAAAUUAGAAAUGGUGCAUUUAGUUUUGUAUAUUUGGCUUUAACUGACUAAGCAGUCACAAACCAGAUGGAAAAGUUAUUUUACCUUUUUAAUAGAUCUUAUUUUUUUAUUUGAAGUAUGUCACUACUGUAAAAUUAAUUGGCGCUUACUCAGUCCGGUAAGACUUACAUAUUUGUCUCUGAGGUUUAGGGUAUAUACAGGGUGGACCCAUCUUUUAUUUUCUCUUUCUUAUUUCUGGGAAUUCUUCAAUGCUAAAUGAAGAGUGGUUUUUAAUAUGGAAACUGGCAGAAUUUCAAGUGUUGUUACCAUAGCCAUAUCCACACUUUAAGAGCUACUGUUUAAAUCUGUAACGUAUCCAGAGGUGUAUUUAAAAGCGAAGACGGAAGGAUGCUUUUCUGAUGGAACCCUCUGUGUUUAAGUUGGUAACUGUGUUGGUCUUCAUGUAGCAUAUGUUCAUUUUUAAAAUGUGCCUAACAAACAUCUUUUCCCACACAAGCAAAAUUCAGUGGUCUAAGUCAAACGUAAUGUUUUUUAAGUGUUACUGAAAUGUGCUGGAGGUGUCUGUUCCUGUAGUGUGAGUUGUGUUUGUCACCAGUAAUGUCUUGGCUUGUUAUCUGAGGAUUUGUUUAGAGAGCUUCUAAGGUUGCUCCUGUAAAAUGUUGCCUUGCACAUAUGAGGAGCCAGCUGCAAAGCUGAGGUCUGUUGCUGGGAUGUUACUCUGGUAUCUGCCAUGGUGGAGCCUGGCUUAUGAAUAUCUCAUUCAUUAAGCUCUGAGAAAUGGAAUUGUGCAAGAUGUUCAGUUGGUUAUUGCUCAAGUUUAGCUAUUUUUGAUAUUUAUAUAAAUGCCAGUUUUAACUUGUUUAAUUUUUCUUUUUUUAAAUUAAACCUUUUUAAAAUUUUUUGCACAUCUCUUAGGGAAUUAAUAAGUUUUCCUGCUACCCUUGUGGGUUUUCAUUCCUUGUUUUGAAGGAGACAGUGUCUGUCAUGUUUACAUUAUCGAAGCUCGUGUGUGUGUCUUCAUUUCUAGGUACUGGUUUGCAGAGUCUUUACAUAGCUCAGUACAGCAGCUAUACUGUUCAAAAUAGGCUGUCUAAACGUGCUAGAAAUAAACUCUUGGCUCAUCUGAGUAUACCUACGUUGUUAAUGUUUGACAUGGUUUAAUCAUUAAAACACUUUUGAUGA
Messenger RNA from Lagopus leucura (white-tailed ptarmigan), 2811 nucleotides. RefSeq names its product ELOVL fatty acid elongase 5 (gene ELOVL5). The record is from RefSeq and is a predicted model, not a curated record. Gene Ontology annotation, biological process: fatty acid elongation, saturated fatty acid; sphingolipid biosynthetic process; fatty acid elongation, monounsaturated fatty acid. NCBI's taxonomy places the organism in Eukaryota, Metazoa, Chordata, Aves, Galliformes, Phasianidae. Gene Ontology annotation, cellular component: endoplasmic reticulum; endoplasmic reticulum membrane. Gene Ontology annotation, molecular function: fatty acid elongase activity. The coding region runs from base 152 to 1039 and encodes 295 amino acids. The transcript is spliced from 8 exons.